AUGGCCAUGAGGGACGUCUUCCUGGAAUCCUUCCUCUUCAACCCCCCGUAUCUCUCAGCCCCCCUCCAUAGAAUCAAGAACCACAAGUUGAAGCAGUCGUUCCAGAUCACGAAGGCCGUCACCAAAACUGUGGUGGCCCUCGCCACCGAUAGAUUCGGGGACAGCUCUGAGGCAGCCUCGUUCGAGAUCAUCUCCCGAUGGGCUCCCUCGCUCUUCGUCAACCCCUCGGACACCAUCUGCGCCGAGUACAUCGACUAUUUCGGAGUCCGCGAGUUUAUGGCAGAGCAUAAAUUAGAGUUCAUAUGGAGAACUUCCGCCCGGGUUUGCAUCUCAGCGAGGACCCUGGCCAUCUGGAGGGAGGAGACCGAGGCGUUGCACCUUCUUCCUUCGGCGGACUUGCAUGUUAGCUCUUGUGCUUCGUCUGGUCGGAGAGCCGCCCACUCCAUCCAGCAGUGGUGGAGAUCGGAUUUGGCGGAGACGUGCAGUCGCCAUCGAUACCAUUCUGAAUAA
This is a messenger RNA of Spirodela intermedia, 510 nucleotides long. The record is from the annotation of a GenBank genome assembly. Lineage: Eukaryota; Viridiplantae; Streptophyta; Magnoliopsida; Alismatales; Araceae.